Messenger RNA from Helobdella robusta, 543 nucleotides. RefSeq lists its product as hypothetical. Bases 1 to 543 code for a protein of 180 amino acids. Lineage: Eukaryota; Metazoa; Annelida; Clitellata; Rhynchobdellida; Glossiphoniidae. Gene Ontology annotation, cellular component: plasma membrane. The record is from RefSeq and is a predicted model, not a curated record. Gene Ontology annotation, biological process: regulation of signal transduction. The transcript is spliced from 2 exons.
AUGGCAAAGUUAUUAAAAAUCUGGUUCUACAGCUUCAUCACAAUCAUAUCAUUGUUACCCGACAUUAAAAAAGUUACGUGUAACGACAACUCUACUGUUGCAACAGCUAAAAAAUUACCUGCUGACAACACUAAAGUUCACUACAUUGUUACAACUUCACAUGCAAGAACGACAUCAGUUCCAGUCGUUCGCUUGUCACCAGCAACUACAACAACAACAGUGAGGACUACAACAGCUGCACUGGCAAGGACAACGCAACAGACUUCUGAGCUUUCAUGUUCCUCCGUUAAAAAGUGGUGGCUCAGUAAAGGAAUCGACAAGAAACAUGUUUCUGACCAUUCUUUGAAAAAUGACAGUCAUCUUGGCACGUGCAUGCGAGGAGGAGGUCUUCGAACAUGUUGUACGCAAGUCAUGGAACACAAACUGGAACAAAUCGCUCGCCAACAACUCAACACCACAAUAUUCAAACAUCAAGUUGAACGACUGAAAGAUUCAUUCAGUGAAAAAGCCAUUGCUCUCUUUGGUGAGUUCACUUUUAAUUAA